Messenger RNA from Acanthochromis polyacanthus (spiny chromis), 2706 nucleotides. RefSeq names its product SURP and G patch domain containing 1 (gene sugp1). NCBI's taxonomy places the organism in Eukaryota, Metazoa, Chordata, Actinopteri, Pomacentridae. The record is from RefSeq and is a predicted model, not a curated record. Gene Ontology annotation, molecular function: RNA binding. The transcript has 14 exons. The coding region runs from base 126 to 2045 and encodes 639 amino acids. Gene Ontology annotation, cellular component: nucleoplasm. Gene Ontology annotation, biological process: RNA processing.
CUGGCGCCAUAGGUCUUGUGUUUGCUAGCAAUUUCAGUCUCAGCUAGCUUCACGGUAGCAGUUGAAGGCCUUAUUGUCGUCCGUGUACGUUGUUUUCGAAACAUAGUUUUCCUCCUGCUACGACCAUGGAGUCUGGCGAUGCAGGGCGAGGAGGGUGGAAGUCCAAGCAGGUCCACCCACAGAAAAGCAAGAUGAACAUGAAUAUUCUCCGUCAAGAAAAGCUUAUAGCUCAGAAGAAGAAAGAGAUUGAAGCCAGAAUGGCAGAGCAGGCAAAAAUGAAUGCACAAUCCACUGCCAAGCCCCUGCCUACAAGUUCUCCCAGUCUCCAGGGAGCUUCCUCAAACAAGUUUGUAAACGAUGGAAGCUUCCUUCAGCAGUUUAUGAAGAUGCAAAAGGAGAAAAAUAAUACAGCUGGUACCACCAGUGAUACCAAGACUCCCUCAGCCUCAACUUCAUUGCCAGGAGGAAACACACUGCACAAAAAGAGCAUUUUUGUUGGCCAGCGGCCUGGCCUUGGGGUCAGCAGCAUGCUUAGUCAGUUCAAGAGUUAUUCACAGUCCAAGAAGACUCCCGUUCUCAGCCAGCGGCCGAGUGUAUUUUGCUCUCCAGAUGGUGAAGAUGAGGAAGAAGAGGCUGAUUACUCCAGAUUCUUGGAGAUGAAAGUCUCUCCCCCAGAGGAUUCAGACACCAGACUCAUUAUCAACAAGAUGGCCUCUUUUGUGGCGGAGGGAGGACCUGAGCUGGAGAAAAAGGCCAAGGAGGACUACAAGGACAAUCCUGUUUUCUCAUUUUUAUAUGAUAAGAGCAGCCUGGAGUAUCUCUACUACAAAAACAGAGUUGCGGUACUGAGAAAGGAAUUGCAGAGACCUGAGAAUACAUCAGAUAAUGUCUCCCCCCCAGUGGACGCGGAAACCCAGCAGGUGGCUGAGAAGCUGGCCAGGUUUGUGGCGGAGGGUGGCCCAGAGGUGGAAGCCAUCGCUGCUGAGCGCAACCGAGAAAACCCAGCCUUCAGUUUUUUAUACGACCCCCAAAGUCCAGCCCACCGUUACUACAAAGAGAAAGUACAGGAGUAUCGUGCUGAAACCUCUGAAACCUCUCAGAGCUCUUCACCUCCAGCAGCAGACUCCAGGACUGAAACUCAACAACCAGCUGUUCCUCCAUUACCAGGAGUCCCUUCUCUGCUGAACCGCACAUCUGUACCCCAGAUUCAAGAGUCAGAAACUCCACCUGUCAAACGCAAGAGAAAGAGCAGAUGGGGCUCUGAAGAUGACAAAGUCGAGUUGCCCAUGCCUGCCAUCAUUGUUCCAAAUGAGAUUAAUGUUCCAGACCCUAAUGCACCUUCUCUCUCUGCCCAAGAGCUCAGAGGCCUUGGAUAUAAGAAGGGGAAGCCUCAUGGUCUGGUUGGUGUGACUGAGCUAUCUGAGGACCAAAAGAGACAAAUCAAAGAGCAACAAGAGAUGCAGGAGAUGUAUGAAAUGAUCAUGAAGCAUAAGCGUGCGAUGGCAGAGAUGCAGAUAAUGUGGGAGAAGGCCAUCAGAGAUCAUCAGCAUGAAUAUGACAGUGAUGAAGAAGUGGACCAGGAGGCAGGCACCUGGGAGCAUCGGCUGCGAAAGAUGGAAAUGGAGAAGACGCGUGAGUGGGCAGAAUCUUUGACAGAAAUGGGCAAAGGGAAACACUUUAUUGGUGACUUCCUGCCUCCUGAGGAGCUGGAGAAGUUCAUGGAGACCUUUAAGGCACUCAAGGAAGGUCGGGAUCCUGACUACUCAGAAUACAAAGAGUUCAAGUUGACGGUGGAGAAUCUUGGUUUCCGAAUGCUUAUGAAGAUGGGCUGGAAGGAAGGUGAAGGCCUCGGCAGUGAAGGACAGGGAAUCAAGGCUCCUGUCAACAAGGGAACAACAGCGAUGAACGGAGCAGGUUUUGGAGUUGAGCGUCCAGCUGAGCUCACGAAAAGUGACGAUGAAUACGACGCUUUUAGAAAGAGAAUGAUGCUUGCAUACCGCUUCAGGCCCAACCCACUGAAUAAUCCACGGAGGCCAUAUUACUGAUGCAGAGGACUGUUUCUGUUUUUCAUAUUUCUUGUUAUUAACACCUUAAGAAAAAUUCUGCAUCUGCCACAGCUCUACUUGUUUGUGAAAUGGACACUGUUGCACUGUAGAAAUUGUGAAACUUCAAGCGUGUGUACCAAAUGGUUAAAAAUUUUGAAUAUCAAAUAAAGAUUGGUAGCUUGUCCCUUACAUUUGAUGUUUAAUUUAGGAAAAAAGGCUUUCUUUAGAGGCUCAGUGGUUAGCAACAUCGCCUAGCAACAAGAAGGUCCCCGGUUCACGUCCCGGCCUGGGCCUGGGAGCUUUCUGCGUGGAGUUUGCAUGUUCUCCCUGUGCAUGCGUGGGUUUUCUCUGGGUACUCCGGCUUCCUCCCACAGUCCAAAAACAUGCUGAGAUUAAUUGGUGACUCUAAAUUGUCCGUAGGUGUGAAUGCGAGUGUGAUUGUUUGUUUCUAUAUGUAACCCUGUGAUAGACUGGUGACCUGUCCUGGGCGUUCCUUGCCUUCACCCAAAGUCAUCCCCUUGCGACCCGAAUGAGGAUUAUGCGGUGUACAGAUAAUGGAUGGAUGGCUUUCUUUACAUAUUUGAUCAUCUGUUACAUUUCAUUUUAAUACUGCUAUACCCUGAAAUAUAUGAAGAAAUACAUCACCUGAUGUCUGAAUGAG